Molecule: messenger RNA, 2194 nt
Organism: Brassica oleracea var. oleracea
Lineage: Eukaryota; Viridiplantae; Streptophyta; Magnoliopsida; Brassicales; Brassicaceae
Product: L-type lectin-domain containing receptor kinase S.1
Exons: 1
Coding region: 94-2079 (661 amino acids)
Biological process (GO): protein phosphorylation
Cellular component (GO): plasma membrane
Molecular function (GO): carbohydrate binding; ATP binding; protein kinase activity
Source: RefSeq, a predicted model, not a curated record
UAUUGUUGAAUUUGGUAAACAGAUAAGAAGAACAUCGACGGUCUUCUCUACGCUUUCCCUUUCCAAAAAUAUCCACACCGGGAAACUCUACAGAUGCGGCGGCAAUGGCGGCGGCCACAGUGGUCACCACCACCACCCCUACUCCUCUUCAUCCUCACCGUCACCACUCUCCUCCCUUCCUCAUCCUCCAUAGAUUUCCUCUACAACAACUUCACCUCCGCGGCAAACAUGACCGACCUCAUCCUCAUCCAAGACUCCCGCGUCGAAUCCACCGUCAUCCGCCUCAUCAACGAGUCCAACCAAUUCUCCUUAGGCCGCGUUUUCCACCCGCAGAAGCUCUCAAUUAUACCCGAUCCGACCCGAAACCCCACCCGGAUCUCCUCUUUCUCCACCUCCUUCGUCUUCUCCAUCCUCCCGGAUAUCUCCACAAGCCCUGGCUUCGGCCUCUGCUUUGUCCUCUUGAACUCCACAUCUCCUCCCGGCGCUAUCGCCAGCCAAAACUUCGGUCUCUUCCCCGAUAUGCCCUCCCGAGUGCCCGCUCCUCUCAUCGCCGUCGAGUUCGACACCGGUUUAAACUCUGAAGUCAACGACAUCGACGGGAACCAUAUAGGAAUCGACCUUAACAGCAUCUUGUCCGUUAAAGAGCAAACCGCCGGUUACUAUGAUUCUGUUAACGGAAGCUUUGUCCCCGUUAACAUGCGUAACGGACAGAACAUCCACGCUUGGAUCGACUUCGAUGGUCCGAACUUCGAGAUCAACGUUACCAUCGCUCCGGCCGGUUUGCGUCGACCUCGCCGACCUACUCUCACUUACCGUGAUCCGGUUAUCGCGAACUAUGUUUCGGCGGAUAUGUUUGUUGGAUUCUCUGCUUCCAAGACUAAUUGGGUUGAAGUUCGGAGGAUCCUCGCUUGGAGCUUGAGUGACACCGGAGCUCCUCGAGAGAUCAACACGACGGGCCUGCCAGUGUUCUUUCUUGAUUCUCCGUCGUCCUCUCUCUCAACCGGAGCAAUCGUCGGGAUCGUCGUUGGAUGUGUUGUCUUUAUAUGUUUACUUGGUUUAGGAGGUUACUUUAUCUGGUGGAAGCUGAUAAGAGAGGAGGAAGAAGAAGAAGAGGCUGAGGAGUGGGAGCUUGAGUUCUGGCCUCACCGUUUCAGCUACGAAGAUCUCUCCGCCGCCACGGACUCUUUCUCCAACGACCGUCUCCUCGGAUCCGGCGGGUUCGGUAAAGUCUACAGAGGAGUCUUGUCGAACAGCAACGAGGUCGCUGUGAAGUGCGUGAACCAUGACUCGAAGCAAGGGCUGAGAGAGUUCAUGGCGGAGAUCGAGAGUAUGGGACGUCUCCAGCAUAAGAAUCUUGUUCAGAUGCGAGGCUGGUGUCGCCGGAAAAACGAGCUCAUGCUUGUGUAUGAUUACAUGCCUAACGGGAGCUUGAACCAGUGGAUAUUCGACAACCCUAAAGAGCCAAUGCCGUGGCGGCUAAGGCGGCAGGUGAUCAACGACGUGGCGGAAGGGCUUAACUAUCUCCACCACGGUUGGGAGCAAGUUGUCAUCCACAGAGAUAUUAAAUCGAGCAACAUUCUUUUGGAUUCCGGCAUGCGUGGGAGGCUAGGGGACUUUGGUCUGGCGAAGCUGUACGAGCACGGUGGAGCUCCCAACACGACUCGUGUGGUGGGGACGCUUGGGUACUUAGCGCCAGAGCUAGCGUCUGCUUCGUCUCCUACAGAGGCGAGCGACGUGUACAGCUUUGGUGUUGUGGUGCUUGAGGUUGCGUGUGGGAGGAGACCGAUUGAGUACGCGGAGGAGGAAGAUAUGGUGCUUGUGGAUUGGGUUAGGGAUUUGUAUGGUGAAGGAGUGGUGGUUAGUGCUGCUGAUGAGAGAGUGAGGGCAGAGUGUGAUACGGUUGAUGAGAUUGAGUUGUUGCUUAAGUUAGGGCUGGCUUGUUGUCACCCUGAUCCAGCUAAGCGACCUACUAUGAGAGAGAUCGUAUCGCUCUUGAUUGGCUCGCCACAGGAGGAUUUGUUGACCGGACUCACGCCGGUAGCUGCUGCUGAUACCGCCUCUCCCUCUGCACUGGCCUGAGUAGCUUUUGUUGUUUUUGUGUUGUGUUUUGUUGUGCGGAAGAUGUGUAAAGAUGAAGACUGAUUAUUUAAACUCCAAAUUUACAUGUUGAUAUUAUUCAAAGACUAUUUAGAUA